Messenger RNA from Wyeomyia smithii (pitcher-plant mosquito), 2375 nucleotides. RefSeq names its product zinc finger protein 502-like. The transcript has 5 exons. Gene Ontology annotation, cellular component: nucleus. Bases 94 to 2250 code for a protein of 718 amino acids. The record is from RefSeq and is a predicted model, not a curated record. Lineage: Eukaryota; Metazoa; Arthropoda; Insecta; Diptera; Culicidae. Gene Ontology annotation, molecular function: zinc ion binding.
AUAACGGCAGACGACAACAGCAUAGAACUAGUUAAUACUUUUUUUGCGAACUUAUUUAGAAAAAUAUAAGAGCAUUUUAAUUCUACAGCCAGAAUGUCUGAAGUUUUUGUAACAAGCGAACGGUGCCGGUGUUGCUUAUCACAUAGUUCUAUUAUGACAAGUGUAUUUGAAACAAUACAAGAGUUUAGCACUCAGAUAAGGGAUUUGGUGUCUACCGCUGUUGGAGUUUGGGUUUUAGAGAAUGAUCAUUAUCCUAAAAGCAUAUGCGAGAGUUGCCUGAGCGAUUUGACCAUUGCGGUUCGUUUUCGGCAACGUUGUCUGAAGUCCGAGGAUAUCUUGAAAAAAACUAAAAAACCAAAUUUCCAGUUCAUGAUUAGCAUUCCGACAGAGCAAGUACCUACAGUUGACAAACUUUCGACGGCACAAAUCAAAAAAGAGACACCCGUUAUAGAUCCAAAUGUGAAUCAGCCUCCGCAGGAGUCCUCGGAACCCCAGCAGGACCGUUUAAACUUUCAAUGCGACAUCUGCAACAAGGACUUCCAACAGCAGUAUGAUUUGACGUACCACAUGAGAACCCAUGCUUCAGAUCGGCCUUUCCGCUGUGAUAUUUGCGGCAAUCGUUUCAUUAGGUGCAGUGAGUUAACGCACCAUAGACGGAGUCAUUUAAAUGAACGGCCCCGCAAAUGUGAGAUCUGCGGUAAAGAGUUUCGCAAGACGAGCCACUUGACGCAACACAUGCGUACUCAUACAGGCGAACGGAUGUUCAAGUGCGAUAUCUGCGGUCGAGACUUCCUCCGCAAUACGCACCUGGUUGAACAUAGGCGACUGCAUACCGGUGAAAGACCGCACAAAUGCGAAAUCUGUGGCCAGGAGUUUUCUCGCAGUACCGACUAUACACACCACAAGCGGGUACACGCUGGGGAGCGGCCUUAUAAGUGUGACCUUUGUGGGGAUGAAUUCUUCCGCUGUAGUAGUUUAACGUACCACCUGCGGAAGAAACACAAGCGAGAUCCGGUAAAAAAGGCGCUUGCAGCAUCAGCAAAUGCGGAAGUGACGGAUAUCACAACCGGUGCCGUUAAACUGGAAGACGGUGACCGGGACGAGGAACCAGUGCCAGUGAGUGUUUCGUUUCUCGUUAGGAUGAAUACAGUAAUCAAAAUAGAAGUUUAUGAUGACUCCGACGGUGAAAGUAAACCAAGCAUUCAUAUAAUCGACAUUGAACCUACGAAACUAGCCGAUUGGGAGCAAAAAUCAACAAACGAACGGAACGUCGAGACUGAUUUACGAUCGCAUAUCACCGGCUUUGAAACAACGUACGAAAAAGUUAACGACCACUUGGAAGUAAGUGUGCCGCCAGGACACAAUGUGCCACCGGAGGACACCCAAUGCGGGAAAACUUAUGAUAACACUUAUGACAAAAGUUUUGAAAUAAGUGAAACCUUCAACAACAAAAAACGUCAAGAAGUCAACCAAAAAAUCGAUGAUGGCCAUGAACAUGAGAAACGAAGACCGCCCAAGCGUAAAUGUAAGAAAUGUGGCAAAUAUGUAGCCAACCUAAUGCAGCAUCUUCUCAUUCAUACUGGUUCAAAACCGUACCAAUGCAAUAACUGUAACAAACGGUUCAAUCUCAAGCAAAACCUGUACCGACAUCAGCUUACUCAUACCGGUGUCCUGGCAUUCAAUUGCGACACCUGUGGGGAAGCAUUCAAAAGCUCCACCUUGUUAAAGUAUCAUUCCCGGAUCCACACCGGUGAUCUGUUGAAGUGUACCAUUUGCGACAAGGAUUUCAUCAUUCCUGCUGAACUAAAACGACACGUAGCGACUCACCAAGAGGGCAUGCUGGAGUGUGAUAUUUGUUUGAGGAAAUAUGCUGGCAAAGUUGGUAUACGAAAGCACAAGCGUCGGACGCACGGAAUAAAAGCAGACAAAGGGAGUAGUAGCACAGGUGCACCAGCAGAAGAUGAGUACGACUUGAUUAUGCCUGGUAAAGAAAGGUUUCACUGCGAUAAGUGUGGAAAAGUUUUUAGAUCGAAGGGAAGGUUGCUGCAGCAUUGCGAAACUCAUUUGGCUGAGAGGAGGGGAUCAAAGCAACCAAAAAAGUGUACCAAAGAAACGGAACAAAACUUAAUUGGGAGGCGACGUUACACAUGUGAUAAGUGCAACGAAUCGUUCACUUUCGUGGCUAGUCUCAAACGACAUCAACGGCAUUCGCCCAACGGUGACUGUCUGGUCAAAGGCAAUCUUGAAUAACAUGUUUAUCGGUGAUAACAGGAUGGUGCGAAACGGAACCCCCGUACUGGAGGAGUUAGUGAGUGUUGAAAAGGUAGAACCAGAUUUGAUGUGAUACGUAUGCAAAUAAACAUACAGACGUGAGA